Molecule: messenger RNA, 5877 nt
Organism: Ectocarpus sp. CCAP 1310/34
Lineage: Eukaryota; Phaeophyceae; Ectocarpales; Ectocarpaceae
Source: the annotation of a GenBank genome assembly
AUGAAUAUUUAUAGUUCUGUUAUCGGGUCGCUGCGAGAUCGCAAGACCAGGCCGCUGUGCUUAACCUCAACCUCCCUCGAGUAUGCCGCCAGCGGCAAGGCAGACUCAGCGCCGCUUACGCUGAGCCUCGCGGAUGUUGUCGGAGCCAAGGCCGGACCCGCUCCUCCCUCGGGUGGAGGAGGAGCGAGGGGUGGUAUCAACAGGGGCGGGGGUAUCGUGCACCAGUUGCAGGUCUUCGCGUACGUCGAGAGCGGCGAGGGCAAGGAGACGGGAUGCACUGGCAGGGGCGGGCCAUGUCGAAAAAAUAAACGAAGAGCCGCCCAUCAGACGUGGCUGGCGUCCGAUCCUGACACAGCUCAGCACUGGGCCACGGAGAUCAACAAACGGCUCAGGCAGAGCCAAGGGCGGGAGGAAGGUCUGGAGGGAGGGAAGAGGGGGCCAGGUCGACGACUGCUGGUCUUGGUCAACCCGGUUAGUGGGACGGGUGAAUCGCGGUCUACAUGGGAGAAGACCCUCAGGCCGAUGCUAGAGCAAGCCAUGACUACCGUCACCGUAGUGUUCUCUACACGGCGGGGCGAGCUAGCGGAAAUCAUCACGAACGCUGGCGAAAACAGCAGCACCGAUGGAGCGAGGGGCGCAUCAGCCGGGCGGGGAGGUGGCCGGUCGAUCGUGGGAAGCUUGGGCGACUUGGACGGUAUCGUGGUCGUUGGAGGGGAUGGCACCUUCUUCGAGGUCCUUCAGGGCAUGUACGCCCGGCCGGACUGUGCGCGGCAGCUGUCGAGGCUAUCCCUAGGCAUCGUGCCCACGGGAUCAGGAAACGGCUUGGCCAAGACGGUGAGUGUGGAGUCCGGAGAAUGGUUCGGCGCGGUUAGCGCGUCCUUUCUCGCUGCAAAGGGCCAGACGAAGGCGAUGGACCUGCUGCUCACCGAGUCGGGAGACAAAAAGUACCUGGCAUUCCUCAACGUCGGGUGGGGCAUGAUCAGGUGAGAAACUCUUUUGCCAGACGGGAUACGCCAGAUCAAAACGAAACCUCCAAGGGCAGCAGACUUUUUAACCUCUACCUCUCCGACACGCCCUUAGUGCGCAUGCAGUAGAGAAGAGUGUCCCUUACGCCUGUCGUUUGAUCCCCAAGGCACGCGUAUUCACUCCGUGUGUCCCCAUGUGCCAUGUGGAUUCACUUAUCUCAUUCAUGGGAGAUGCGUCCACUCAUCCCGCUUUCACGGCCUUACACGAAGCUUGCUUGGGAUUGUUCCGCAAACCACAAGUAAGUCAGCUUCCAUGUGGCAGCGUGUAAUCUUCAUCUUUCUGUCAGUCGUCCCUCCCAUCCUCGCUUCCGGUGCGGUGCCGUCGAAUCCCCUUGCUUCCCCCACCCCGUUGUCUACACCAGCCGUACCGUUGGCGCGUGCAGAUAAUUAACAUCUGGAGGGCGAGCAAACCUUCUCUAGGGGGCGUGUCUCAGCAACGACGGCCGCAUGCUUUCGCAAUGCCCCAGCCGGUCCGAAGCGUGUGCGAAGGAAGCGCAAUCGGAGGGUCCGAUACGGUGCUCAGGUCGCAUUUUUCACUUCACCUUUUCCAUACGGUACCAAGAAAGAUAGCACAUCCAUAAAGGUUACGCCACCCCCCAAGGAAUACCACACCCGGUGAUCAUGUUCUCGCGGCUGCACAUGAGAGCGAAACAUAAGAGCGCCCAUGCACUCAGCAUGUUGUUUUUUUAAGGACACGCCGCUACUGUGCGUGAGUCAGGUUGACGCAUUUCUAGAUCUCUGUUGCCACGUAUCCCCUCAUUCCCAACCCCCUACAUGCCGAUAUGCCUCCUCCUUCUCAGCGAUGUCGACAUCGAGUCGGAGGCUUACCGCUGGAUGGGGUCUCUUCGAUUCACCGUCGGUACUAUCGUGCGCAUUGUCAACCUCAAGCACUACAGGGGACGGAUAAGCUUUCUCCUUGACCUGGAUGCCGCUGCCUCCACAACCCCUCCUCCUUCGGACGCCUCAGCAUCGGCCCCGUUCCGCAUGCCACCGUUGUCGGAGCCCGUACACCAAGACGGCGCUGGUUCUGAGUCCGCCGCUGCGGGAGCUCCCGCCCUCGAGGGCUGGACCAGCGUAGAGGGGGAGUUCAUCCUCGCUGACAUGACACAGACCUCACAUAUCGCGCACGACAUGCCCAUGGCUCCCCACUCUCGCCUUGGCGACGGCCUGAUUGACCUAUUCUUCAUCAAGAAGGGGGCCAGCAGAUUCGCCAUGAUACAGAUGUUUCUAGCAAUGGAAAAAGGCGGGCACAUCUCGCCUCGCUUUCCGUGCAUCUCGUGGCACCGCGUUCGGGCGUUCCGAAUUGAGCCGCUAACGACAAGCGGGAGGCUCACGGUCGACGGAGAGCUCGUGGACUACGCACCGUUGCAACAGCACGUAUGGCGCAAGGCCGCGCAUGUUUAUUGCUCGCCAGAUGAUGACGCGGAGAGACUACCAGCGUGUUUAGGACCGUAGCCAAGGGCGCCUUGCUCUGAGGUCGGUCUGAACGAACACCCUAUAUAUGUGGUGGCGUCGAAGUAGGCCAUGCCGGAGGAAGCUGUUUCGGUCUACAAAGUGCGUCGCCCUGAGUAACAACACGCUGCAUUGCUAUUGCCAGUUGUACACAGGUAAUUAUUGUCGCUCACUAUGUGUAGUCUCGGUCUGAAGAACAAACUGCGUUCAUCGCGCGAGUACUACACACAAGGCAUUAUCUAUAUAAUAAAAUUGUCUUCAACAAAGCGCUAUAAUAGCGCUGUAGGGGAACUAAGCACGUUGUCAGGCGUGCAAAGCUCGUCUUGUCACCCACACGCACUUGCACGUUUGGUGUCGUGCGCCAUACACACAAGAUGCAUUCGAUUUCAAUUUUUUGAGUUUUCAUUCGAUUCUGCAAGUCGCAAGACAAACAUGCGCCGCAUUUCGUUGUGUUCUUCAUCGCUGUGAGAGUCAAGACCACCCACCGUCCGCACGUUCACUUUAUCGAAUUUUCGUUGUUGUCAUUAAGUAGGUACUGAUUUUUCGGCGGGUGUGGUUUGGUUAAGGAGUGUUGCAGUUGGGUUAGAUUUGGGUGUACCUGAUAGACGUUACGGUGUGGGUUGGCUUCUGUACGCGUGUGAGGGUUUCCGUGUUUUUUAUAAGCCUGCGUUGUCUCAAUAUUGGUGUGGGGGGUAGGUUCGAGAUAUUUCCACAUGCUUUCCUUCUCUGGACUGACUGUUGUAAGAAAUUUUCUUCAACGUAUGCUCGUACGACAGUUUUCUCGGAUUCGAGCAUGGAAUAAUAAACGAUCUUCGGGUUGGGCUGGUGUUUCUGAGUGUUGUUGCACUUGGCAUUGUAAGGGUGUAUCUAAGGAUGUGGGAUGUUAUGCAUGUGGUUUCGUAGCCGUUCGUGGGAGAAUGGUUGCACAUCCAAUCCGUGUCUUGUCUCGGGGAACAGAGCGUACAAAGUGUUGGGUGACCCCCGAAUACUAAUUACUGUAGAAGAGGUUUGUAUGCCAAGCUCUUGUGUUGGGCCAUGGGCUCCUGCCGGUUUUUCUUCCGAACGGGCAGGGUACACGAGAAGGGACGUCCGGAGCAGCAACACAAAAACGUCUGAGUAUCGAUCUCCGGCUUGGUCAAGGUUUUUGUUUUGCUGUUGCGGGGUACUGCUGUACAUGCAGGCUAACUUCAGAAGUCUUCGGUGGAAACGGUUGUUGGUUGGACCGCGCGGGUCGCUCUUCGCGCCAGCUGGAGGAGAGAUGAAGUAUACGCCACAACACUACCACAUAGUCUAGUCUGUACACAAGUGGACCAAAUAGUCUGUACGCACGUUCUAAUCGGGACCGAAACGCAUGCAGUAAUAAUUCCAGUUACGCCGGGAUGUGCGUAUAUUGCGUGUUUUGUUGUUGUUGUCUUAUCUCCGUCUCCGUACCCACAAGGAACUCUGCAGUAGACUGCUGUACGCCACGUGAAUAAGUUCAAAAUGAUGUACCCGUCUCGAAGACUUUGUAACAGAUUUGGGAUUUCUUGUGGCCUAAAUGAAGUGCAGCCAGUCGCACUACAGCAGUACAUGUACUGCUGUACCAUGCAUACUACCGCUGCUGCACGCGCCUCAAAGAUCUAAAGGAUCGAUGAAAGCAACGGUGCAUGAGACCAACCAUGCUGUCAAACUGAAGCAAACCAGUAAACCACCGUGAAACCGUUAGUUGCGGUGAAAUGUCCGCCGUUUCGGCGAGCAGAUGGCCAAACUUCAAACUCAACAACUCACACGGUCUCACGGUUCACCAUCGAACGUACGCAAGACGCGCCCUCCCCACCGGAUCCCUAAGUCUCUACAGCAGUGCGCCAUACCUGUCCCCGUAAACCCGUUCCUUCAGCUGCCGAUUUUCGAAGUCGUGACGGCUGCCUUUUUCGAGGACAUCAGAUCAUCGUCUCCUCACCCGUUCCUUCUACGUUCUCUGGGGGGGUAUUAAGCUAUGCUUGUGUUCAAGAGCGCCGGGUUUCUUGCAGCCGUCCUCAUCGCGAUUGCGGGCGUGACGAACAGCGAGGCAAUCGUGAAGGAGGAUGCGUUCAAGGAAUGCCAAACACACUGCGGCAGCGAGCACGUGGGGGAACAGGGAAGAGCGGAGCUGCUCUGUGUCGACCUUUGCCGCCUCUGGAACCCAGCAGCGCUUGACAAACCACAAGAACGGUCAUGAAGUGCAUGCGAAACAAAUAUUGCGAGGACGGAGAAAGCUGGAUGCUUGAUUGAUUGGCCGCAACAUCCAUGAAGCAGAGCUCGAAGCAAAAGAAACAGGGCCUAAAGGUGGCGGUCAAGACCGCACGAAAGUCAGCAAAUCGGCGAAAUCACUGCCCGCAGACGACGGGCGACGAUGACGAAGAAGCUACCAUGUACAUUACUACUUAAUUACCGGUUUGGACAACAAGUUGGUUUGAAGAAAAAAAAAAAUGACCCAUCCGUCAUCAUCAGUGGCCUGGGGAACACCUUUUGGUUUGUAUGUAUGACCCAGGUUGCACGUGAGGUGGGGAGUGAACGCGAAGAAAGUGAGAGGAGGGAUCCCGGCAGGGCUCUCCUUAUAGUUUGUGUGGUUUGCUGCUUUCUUGAAGGGAGAUCGGAUGUAGUAGUCUACACGUGUUGGGUUCGUACCCGUUUGCCGCUGGCGUUUAUUCAAUUAUCAGCCGCGAGCGUGGGCAACGAUGCUGGUAGAAAACGUGAGUUAGUUGUCGUGCCCCAGGGGUAGACUAGUGGAUUUGGAAACUGUGCGGGUAUCUCCGGAGAUGGGGUGUCACACAAAGAGGUCUGUCUGUGAAGGUCGGUUGUUGGGUUGAGUGGUACUGCUGGCAGUAGUGAGGCGUACACGCCACACCGUUGGCUACCUGGUAUAAUGUCGUUGGCUACCUGGUAUAAUGUUCGCGUAAUCUGUGCACAUUGUUUUGUAUGAAGAUUACACGAUCAUGGUUGUUUGCUUGUCGGGCGUUUUCGAGUAUCACGAGCAGAAGCCAACGUUUCUUCCUUUUCUUUUUUUUGUUCGCCGUGUGCGCCGGAAGGUCCGAUUGUAUGUAUGCAUUGGAGGUGUAUUUAGACGAGUGUGAGGCGUGCGCUGGCAUUGAUUGCAAGAGGGAGGGUCAAAUGUCAUUCAUGCAUGUAUUUAGUCUAAGAGUUUGUUUGCUGGUGGGCCCGCGACGCUGACAAGCUGUAUGAAGUGCAGUUAUUUCCAACCACCUUGCAGUUUUCCCUUGGCUUGUGUGUAGAAUAGUGACUGACUUGAAUGUAGGCCUUUGGCGUAGAUUGAAACCAAGGACGCCAGAUUGAAUCCAAGGACCGUCCUCAGGAUUGGAACCCACGCCCUUAGGUUGAAACCAAUGACCAUCUUCACGAUUGGAAUCGAGGGCACCAGAUU